GGACGCGCAGGCUCAGCGGCGAUGGCUCACGGGCCCAGCCGCUCCACGGCAUGUGGGAUCUUCCCGGACCAGGGCACGAACCUGUGUCCCCUGCAUCGGCAGGCGGACUCUCAACCACUGCGCCACCAGGGAAGCCCUGGCUCAGACCAUGACCGGCUUCAUACCUUGGUAACUGAAAACUGUUUUCCGGACAUGGUCUGGGACAUCAAAUACAAGACCGUCCGCUGGAACUUUGUAGAAUCUUUAGAGCCACCCCAGGUGGUGCAGGUUCGCUGUUCAAGUCUGCUGAACCAGGGCAACACGUAUGGCCAGGUCACCAUCCGCAUGCACACCCGGCAGACUCUGGCCAUCUAUGAUCGGUUUGGCCGGUUGAUGUAUGGACAGGAAGAUGUGCCCAAGGAUGUCCUGGAGUAUGUUGUCUUUGAAAAGCAUCUGGUGAAUCCCUAUGGGAGCUGGAGAAUGCAUGGCAAGAUCAUUCCCCCAUGGGCACCCCCUAAGCAGCCUAUCCAUAAGACGGUGAUGAUCCCUGGCCCCCAGAUGAAACCUUGGGAAGAGUAUGAAGAGCCACAAGGAGAGGCCCAUAAGCCUCAGCUAGCGUGAUGGCAAAAGUGACUCCUCGGGUGAAGCGUGGGUGGUGAGGUGGCUGGAAGCUGUGAAGUCUGGGAGUCUGGGAGCUGUGAAGUCAUCCAUUUUCUUCAUGCUGUAGAAAGAGCUACCUUUGUUCUCUCUUGCCCCGCUUGGGUCUUUUUAGCAGUCUCAUCCUCAGUAACCACUACUGAUGGUUGAGCCCUAGUGGGUUGGUCCUGCGCACAGCUAUGGACCUACUUCUUCUUUCUUUAAUCUUAUAUCUAGCUUCUAACUCCAGAUGAAAAACAGUAUGUUUCAGAGAAUAUCUGAUACCAGCUUUUCCCGCAGCAAGAACUGUCAGGAGCAAACUGGCAGAACUUUCUAAUUACUGGGCAGGGUCACAGUUUGAAAUAAAGCAAUAAAGCACUAUCAGGUAUUGGACAA
Physeter macrocephalus (sperm whale) is the source of this 1011-nucleotide messenger RNA. RefSeq names its product mitochondrial ribosomal protein L45 (gene MRPL45). The transcript has 5 exons. Lineage: Eukaryota; Metazoa; Chordata; Mammalia; Artiodactyla; Physeteridae. Gene Ontology annotation, cellular component: mitochondrion. The record is from RefSeq and is a predicted model, not a curated record. Bases 22 to 600 code for a protein of 192 amino acids.